AUGUCGAACAAGAACGAGGAGCUGUGCCCGCAAAACUUCCGCGAUGCCAACGAGGUGCUCAACAACACCACCGAUCUGCUCCUGCUGAUCAUCGCCAUCUUCCUGCCGCCUAUCACCGUGCUGUUGAAGCGCGGCGUGGACAUCCAUCUCUUGAUCAACAUUUUAUUGUGGAUUUUCCUGUUCUGGAUCGGUGGCGUGCUGCACGCGUGGUACAUCGUCUUCGUCACGGAGGGAUCGCUGUUGGAUAAGAAAUGA
Molecule: messenger RNA, 255 nt
Organism: Acanthamoeba castellanii str. Neff
Lineage: Eukaryota; Discosea; Longamoebia; Acanthamoebidae
Exons: 3
Coding region: 1-255 (84 amino acids)
Cellular component (GO): membrane
Source: RefSeq, a predicted model, not a curated record